Molecule: messenger RNA, 1063 nt
Organism: Meriones unguiculatus (Mongolian gerbil)
Lineage: Eukaryota; Metazoa; Chordata; Mammalia; Rodentia; Muridae
Gene: Tomm22
Product: translocase of outer mitochondrial membrane 22
Exons: 4
Coding region: 42-470 (142 amino acids)
Biological process (GO): intracellular protein transport
Cellular component (GO): mitochondrial outer membrane
Source: RefSeq, a predicted model, not a curated record
CGCUCUCGCCGGCUCCCUUCCGCUUCCGGUGUCCUACAGCCAUGGCCGCCGCCGUCGCUGCAGCCGGCGCAGGGGAGCCACUGUCUCCCGACGAAUUGUUCCCGAAAGCCGAGGCGGAGAAGGCCGAGGAGGAGUUGGAAGAGGACGAUGACGACGAGCUAGAUGAGACCCUGUCGGAGAGACUCUGGGGCCUGACGGAGAUGUUUCCGGAGAGGGUCCGGUCCGCCGCCGGAGCCACCUUUGAUCUCUCGCUCUUCGUGGCCCAGAAGAUGUACAGAUUUUCCAGGGCAGCUCUGUGGAUAGGGACCACUUCCUUCAUGAUCCUGGUUCUUCCUGUUGUCUUUGAGACAGAAAAGUUGCAAAUGGAGCAACAGCAGCAACUGCAGCAGCGGCAGAUACUUUUAGGGCCUAACACAGGGCUGUCAGGAGGAAUGCCAGGGGCUCUACCUCCACUUCCUGGAAAGAUCUAGAUUGUUACUUCUGUGUUUGUCCUGGUGGGAGAACUUUGAAAUUCAGUUGUGUUGAAACUGCUGAUUGUUUGAUUUUUUUUUUUUUUUUGGUGGGGGACUGGGGACACAUCGAUCUAAUUAACGGAACUUUCUCCGUUUCUCAUGGAGAGACCCUAGCUGCACCUGUGCCCUUCAUAAUGCCCUCACUUGUUUCAUGUUCUCACUUUGAUGCUGGAAUACAGCCACGUGGAAAGUUUUCCACUCUAUUCCUUCAGUGAAUUGCUAAGGAAAUUCUCAUGCCCAUUAUGGGAGAGAAGCAAGCCCCCUCACCAUUAAGGGCUUUUUUUUCUUUUUUUUUAAUGGAAAUAUCUAGGACAUGUAAACAAUAUGGAACUGACAAACUCCAUUACAGCUGUAGCAGACAACCGUCACCAGGAACCCCCAUGUACGCUGGAGAGAAGGGAGGCUGGCUCUAGCUUUAGCCACACGAGGACUGUGGACAGAGCAGGCGCUUAUUUCCUCUGCACAUUCUGGCUCUUAGAUCUGUGUGUGUAUAAAAAAAGACAACAGUACUCACUUUUUGUACUUAAAUAUUAAAAGAACUCCAACUAAAA